This is a messenger RNA of Quercus lobata, 1725 nucleotides long. RefSeq lists its product as uncharacterized. The record is from RefSeq and is a predicted model, not a curated record. Lineage: Eukaryota; Viridiplantae; Streptophyta; Magnoliopsida; Fagales; Fagaceae. The transcript has 5 exons. The coding region runs from base 1 to 1725 and encodes 574 amino acids.
AUGGAGUAUGUGAGCCAUUUCAGUCAGAGAAUGGUUGUUCAUUCUAAGGAUGAAACCUUGAUGUGCAAGGUGUUCCCAUCCAGUUUGGGACCUGUGGUGAUGAGAUGGUUCGAUGGCCUAAGGUCCAAUUCCAUAAGUUCCUUUAAGGAGCUCACCUGUGCCUUUAGCUCUCGUUUUAUCACGUGCAGUAGGGUACCUCGGCCCUUGGACUCACUACUAUCCAUAUCCAUGCGAGAGGGAGAGACCUUGAAAAUGUAUUUGGAUAGAUACUGCGAUAUGUACAAUGAGAUAGAUGGUGACUUUGAUGACGUCGCCAUCAGUACCCUCAAGGCCGGCCUCCCAACCGAGCACGAUUUAAGGAAGUCUUUAACUGGCAAACCUGUCACCAACCGGUACAACAAUAAUAACCGACCUCGGAGAGACUUUGCUGGGCAGUUAGGGCCUGCUAAUACUCAGGCAGUUAAUGCGGUGUUCCGAGAAUCGGUGCAUCAGGACCAGGGACACACCACAGAGGACUGUAGAAAUUUAUGGGACCAUUUAGACCAAUUGGUCCAAGAAGGAAAGUUAAAGCAGCUUUUACACCAUUCUAGUGGCCAGAUGGGCCACACAGGCUUGGAUCCUCGGAGAGAUGCUUCUUCAAGACCUCCUUUGAGAACGAUUAAUGUCAUUUUUACUACUCCCGAGAGGACCGGUUAUUGUCCCUCCAGAGUGAUGUCUGUGGCUCGGCUAUCCGUCGAGGAUGAUAAUCUAGAGCUGAUGAGGGCUAUAAUGGAUAUUCAACCGACAAUAAGUUUUUCAGAUGAAGAUAAGAUUGGGACCAUACAGCCCCAUAAUGAUGCUAUGGUGGUCACGCUCAAGAUUGGUGGGUUUGACGUGAAGAGGGUAAUGGUGGAUCAAGGUUGUGGUGCCAAAAUUAUGUACCCUAACCUAUAUAAGGGGUUGAGUUUGAGACCCGAGGACUUGACGACCAACAAUUCUCCUUUGGUAAGUUUUGAUGGGAAGGUAGUCAUUCUAAGGGGUAUGAUAAGACUACCUGUGCAAGUUGGUUCAGAAGUGGUGGAGGUAAAUUUCAUCGUGAUGGACGCCUAUUCCCCCUACACGGCCAUUGUGGCUAGACUUCAACUUCAUGCCCUAGAGGCCAUCUCUUCCACUCUGCACCAAAAGAUGAAAUUUUCGUCAGGGGGUCGCAUUGAAGAAAUUGUGGGGAGUCAAUCCACAGCCAGGGUCUACUUAUCAAAGGAUGAUAAGAGAAUGUUUGAACCACAGUUGGGCAAGAGUAUUGAGAUGUGUAUAGACGACAUGGUGGUGAAGAGCAAGGUGGUGUCUGAGCAUAUGGGAGACCUCGAAAACAUCUUUGAAAUUUUGAGGAAUCAUAAGUUGUGCCUAAACGCUUCCAAGUGCUCAUUUGGUGUAGGAUCGGGCAAGUUCUUGGGCUACAUGGUGGAUGAGGUCCUGUUUGCCUAUAUCACUGUGGCCCCUCAUGCUGUAAGUUUGGUAGUGAUACAAGUUAACAGUGGCAUACAACGGUCAGUUUACUAUGUGAGUAAGUCACUAGAUGAGGCCAAGGUUUGUUAUCUACCAUUGGAGAAAGCCAUCUUGGCGGUGGUGCAUGGUACACGAAAGCUUCCCCAUUACUUCCAAGCACACACAGUUGUUGUCCUGACUCAACGUCCACUCAGAGCUAUACUUCGAAGUGCUGAUUACACAAGGAGGAUUGCUAAAUAA